AAUAAGGUGCUCAACAAGCUUCGCAACGAGAAGUUGAGGGUGUAUUAAAACCUGCAUAAGUUUUGGCAAUGUUUAUAUUUUAUGUGGAUAAAGUGCAGUGAAAUAAAAGGUGUUAGUUCAGUCUAGAUAAAGGCAUCAUACUGGCAGAGACUUAGAUUGUGAGAAAUAAAUUUGUGAAACCGGUGGUUAAAAUACAUAAAUUGUUUGAGAUAAUUGAAACAGGACGCGCUAUUGUAUAUACAACAAAUAUUAAUAUUUUAGUACUAAAGUUUUGACAUAAAAAUAAAAUAAUAAUGUAAAAUUAGAACGUGAAUAAUGUAACUAAAUUCAAGAGCAUAAAGAAAGGCAAAACAUCUGCCGGUGAUUUAGUAUUAAGUUUCCCUACGUAUAGUGAAAGAUAUUUAAAUAAAAAGUUAAAACAAUUAAAUACGAAUUAAUUUAAACUUCAACGGCAUACAAAAAAGCACAGUGCUUAAUCGAGGACUGCGUCGAAAUCUUGGGGAACCAUACCCAGGCAUACCAUUUGAUUCUAUCGGUGUAUAUGCCUCCCUAAAAAUAAUAGCAACAGCAGCUAUAGUAAUUAUGCUGCAAUAACAAUACUAAUAGCAGUAGUGAAAACCAUUAGCCAUUUAAAAGACACAUACCUUAGUGUCUUCAGCACUAGCAAGCAACAAGGCUAUAGACACAGAGGAGGCAAGUUUCAUCAUUGCAAUAAAGUGAUAUUUUGAUCCGUCUUCGUAAAUGUUUUUGGUGACGAUUAUUUGUGCCAGCUUACGAGAAAUAAGAUAAACUGCAAUAACUAACUCUUUAUGGCUAAUAUCAAGCCAUUUUGACAGUUCAUAGCUUAUUUGUAUGUAUUUCAAAACCUACGACGUAUUUCAACAAAAGUCAUUGCGUAACAACAAAUGUCAAUUUUUCCAAAUGUUUGCCAUUAUUAUCCUUCAAUUUCAUCAAUCAAUAAUAAUAAUAAUGGAAUACGGAAAAAAGAAACCGCCCAGAAUUAUUUGCAAGUAUGUGCAGUGUGUGGAGAUAUAGCAGUUUGCCAGCACUACGGUGUAAGGACUUGCGAAGGUUGCAAAGGAUUUUUUAAACGUACUGUUCAAAAAAACUCAAAAUAUGUUUGCCUAGCAAAUCAGUCGUGCCCUGUUGACAGGCGACGACGGAAUAGGUGUCAAUUUUGUCGUUUUCAAAAGUGUUUGAUGGUCGGUAUGGUUAAAGAAGUAGUUCGAACCGAUUCACUUAAGGGUCGGCGCGGAAGGCUACCCUCGAAACAGAAACAUGUUGAUUCAUUUGGAGUAUCUCAUCAUGUAUCUUUAAUAUCAGCGUUGGUUAAAGGUCAUAAGGACACAGCACCAGAUAUAUCUAGUUUGGAUUAUGCGGCAUAUCUUGAACCAAUAUUUAAUAACUCACCACUUAUCGUAAGCGAGUCUGAAAAUGUCCUGCAGUUUUACAAUAUACUUAAGAAUUCAUUAAAUGUGAUACAGCAAUUUAUCUACAGAAUACCGGGCUUUCGUGAUUUGUGUGCGGCGGACCAGGAACUGCUUUUUCAAUCUGCCUCCCUCGAAAUGUUUGUUUUGAGAUUAUCAUAUCGCACUCAACCUAAUGACUCAAAACUAAUAUUUUGUAAUGGCAUGGUUUUGCACAAAACUCAAUGCGAAAGAGCCUUCGGAGAUUGGCUGGUAAAUAUCCUGGAAUUUAGUAAUUGCCUCAAUAGCUUAGGAAUUGAUAUAUCGUCCUUUGCUUGCGUCUGCGCUCUAGCAGUUAUAACAGAGCGCCAUGGACUUCAAGAACCUGGAAAAGUUGAAGAUAUCCAAUUGAAAAUCAUUGAAAGCCUUAAAGAUUAUGUUAUUUCCAAUCCAAAAUAUCAAAGAGGAUCGUAUCAUUUUAGUCGCUUACUCGGAAUACUACCUGAAUUAAGAUCACUCAGCAUGCAAGGUUUGCAAAGAAUUUUUUACCUUAAGAUCGAAGACUUAGUUCCAAUACCUACGGCGAUUGACAAAAUGUUUGUGGCUAGCUUGCCAUUUUAAUGGAAGUGUAAUUAAUAUACACAUUGUACCUGAAAAUAGAACUG
Messenger RNA from Anastrepha obliqua, 2071 nucleotides. RefSeq names its product probable nuclear hormone receptor HR38 (gene Hr38). Bases 906 to 2027 code for a protein of 373 amino acids. Gene Ontology annotation, biological process: cellular response to corticotropin-releasing hormone stimulus; regulation of transcription by RNA polymerase II. Gene Ontology annotation, cellular component: nucleus; transcription regulator complex. The transcript has 4 exons. The record is from RefSeq and is a predicted model, not a curated record. Gene Ontology annotation, molecular function: nuclear glucocorticoid receptor binding; zinc ion binding; nuclear receptor activity. Lineage: Eukaryota; Metazoa; Arthropoda; Insecta; Diptera; Tephritidae.